This is a messenger RNA of Mixia osmundae IAM 14324, 279 nucleotides long. RefSeq lists its product as uncharacterized. The coding region runs from base 1 to 279 and encodes 92 amino acids. The transcript has a single exon. The record is from RefSeq and is a predicted model, not a curated record. NCBI's taxonomy places the organism in Eukaryota, Fungi, Basidiomycota, Mixiomycetes, Mixiales, Mixiaceae.
AUGGUAGCUCCAUUGGUCACCGACGGCUGGUUAUUCUGCAGUCUACGAGCGUUAUCAAGACCGGUAAACUUCUGCAGAGAUCACUGGCGACACCGUAUUUGGACACCUCUGGAAUCUUCUCGUUCUGAGCGAUUGGCAGCACAACGUCCUCCUGAUCACACAGUCAGAUCUGCUUCAGACUUUACGAUGGAUCGCAUUGUGACGAGUGAUCAGCCUGCACACUUGCAAUUUACAUUGCACGCCACAAGUGCAUUGCUUUCUAACCUCAGAUCGUUGUGA